Striga asiatica is the source of this 390-nucleotide messenger RNA. The record is from the annotation of a GenBank genome assembly. NCBI's taxonomy places the organism in Eukaryota, Viridiplantae, Streptophyta, Magnoliopsida, Lamiales, Orobanchaceae.
AUGGCAUCUCUCUUGCUCGGAGCUCCUCCCAUGGCGGCAGCAGCAGCAGCUUCCCAAUCCCAAUCCCAAUCCCAAUCCCAAGCCGUCACCAUUGCCCCUUCUCUCUCCUUCUCCAAUUCACUAACCCUAAUUCUGUCCCCUCUUCGACUUUCAUAUUCAAUCUCCUCCGCCCCACCUCUCCCCCUCGUUUACUGCGGCAGGGGUGACAAAAAAACUGAGAAAGGAAAGCGUUUCAGACACUCCUUCGGCAAUUCGAGGCCCAAGAACAAAAAGAAGGGAAGAGGGCCGCCUAGGGUUUAUGCGCCGCCGCUGCCGCCGAGAAAAGAUAAGUUCGAGGAUGAUGAUGGUGAGGAUGUCACAUUUACUGAGGAAGAGCUUCCCUUCGAAUAA